AUGCCCAGAAUCGUCAGUCUCAGCCUCCGUGCUCUGGAGUUCAUCUUCACGGUUAUACUCCUCGGUCUCGUGGGCUCACUCGAAGCUCAGUCGAGCUGGAAUCCGGAAAGUGUGCACUUCAGCAUGUUUACUGCUGCCUUUUCCAUGUUCUUCCUUUUCUACCUAAUCCCGGCCUCGUGGAGCGAGGGCCUUGCUGGCCACCCGAUCUUCCUGGUCGUUAUCGAUGGAUUGAAUGCCAUCUUCUUCUUCUGUGCCGCUGUGACUCUGGCUGCGAGAACUCAUGGAAAUAGCUGUGGAAACCACAACUUUAUCGAUUUCAACUCCAUUGCUCAGGGAUCGUCAGGUCGAUGCCGCGAAGCCCAGGCGGCCUGCGCUUUCUUCUGGUUUGGUUGGGCUGCCUAUAUGGCCAGUCUCGUUUUCUCGAUUGUUGGCGGGAAAUCAAGCUCGAACCUCUCCGCUCGCCCAUCGGUGCGACGACCUGGAAUGUCGCAGGUCUAG
Messenger RNA from Talaromyces proteolyticus, 498 nucleotides. Its product is annotated as putative non-classical export protein Nce102. NCBI's taxonomy places the organism in Eukaryota, Fungi, Ascomycota, Eurotiomycetes, Eurotiales, Trichocomaceae. Gene Ontology annotation, biological process: protein localization to plasma membrane; eisosome assembly. The record is from RefSeq and is a predicted model, not a curated record. The coding region runs from base 1 to 498 and encodes 165 amino acids. Gene Ontology annotation, cellular component: eisosome; plasma membrane. The transcript has 2 exons.